Messenger RNA from Nyctereutes procyonoides (raccoon dog), 1419 nucleotides. RefSeq names its product NPR2 like, GATOR1 complex subunit (gene NPRL2). The coding region runs from base 127 to 1269 and encodes 380 amino acids. Gene Ontology annotation, molecular function: GTPase activator activity. Lineage: Eukaryota; Metazoa; Chordata; Mammalia; Carnivora; Canidae. Gene Ontology annotation, biological process: negative regulation of TORC1 signaling; positive regulation of autophagy; cellular response to amino acid starvation. The transcript is spliced from 11 exons. Gene Ontology annotation, cellular component: vacuolar membrane; GATOR1 complex. The record is from RefSeq and is a predicted model, not a curated record.
CACAGCUUAACGGGUGUGAGUGCGCAGGCGUGCGUGAUCUGGAGCUCCAGGCCUGCGGGCUGAUUCCGACGGGUGUUUACAGGGGUCCGGGCGCCAGGGGCUGCAGACCUGGGCCCUGCCAGCACCAUGGGCAGCGGUUGCCGCAUCGAAUGCAUAUUCUUCAGCGAGUUCCAUCCCACGCUGGGACCCAAAAUCACUUAUCAGGUCCCUGAAGACUUCAUCUCCAGGGAGCUGUUUGACACAGUCCAGGUGUACAUCAUCACCAAGCCAGAGCUGCAGAACAAACUCAUCACUGUCACAGCCAUGGACAAGAAACUGAUUGGCUGCCCUGUGUGCAUUGAACACAAGAAGUACAGCCGCAAUGCCCUGCUUUUCAACCUAGGCUUUGUGUGUGAUGCCCAGGCCAAGACCUGUGCCCUCGAGCCCAUCGUCAAAAAGCUGGCUGGCUACCUGACCACACUGGAGCUAGAGAGCAGCUUCGUGUCAACAGAGGAGAGCAAGCAGAAAUUGGUGCCCAUCAUGACCAUCUUGCUGGAGGAGCUAAAUGCCUCAGGCCGGUGCACUCUGCCGAUCGAUGAAUCCAACACCAUCCACUUGAAGGUGAUUGAGCAGCGGCCUGACCCUCCUGUGGCGCAGGAGUAUGAUGUGCCUGUCUUUACCAAGGACAAGGAAGAUUUCUUCAACUCACAAUGGGACCUCACCACACAACAGAUCCUGCCCUACAUUGAUGGCUUCCGCCAUGUCCAGAAGAUCUCAGCUGAGGCAGAUGUGGAGCUAAACCUGGUGCGCAUCGCCAUCCAGAAUUUGUUGUAUUAUGGAGUUGUGACACUGGUGUCCAUCCUCCAGUAUUCCAAUGUGUACUGCCCAACACCGAAGGUCCAGGAUCUGGUAGAUGACAAGUCCCUGCAAGAGGCAUGUUUAUCCUAUGUGACCAAACAAGGGCACAAGAGGGCCAGCCUUCGGGAUGUGUUCCAGCUAUAUUGCAGCUUGAGCCCUGGCACUACUGUGAGAGACCUCAUUGGCCGCCACCCCCAGCAGCUGCAGCGUGUUGAUGAACGGAAGCUGAUCCAGUUCGGUCUUAUGAAGAACCUCAUCCGCCGACUACAGAAGUAUCCCGUGCGGGUGUCUCGGGAGGAGCGGAGCCACCCUGCCCGGCUUUACACAGGCUGCCACAGCUAUGAUGAGAUCUGUUGCAAGACAGGCAUGAGCUACCACGAGCUUGAUGAACGGCUGGAAAAUGACCCCAAUAUCAUCAUCUGCUGGAAAUGAGGCUGGUGGGGGCUAAACUAGGCACACGACUGUGGCUGCUUUCGUCCUGCAAAGCGCCGUCUGGUGCAUGAGGGCUAGACCCGUAGACUAGUCCGUAUUGUCUCAAGGGUGACCCUCAGUCCUGUAAAUAAAAGCAUCUGUUUGAACCUA